GACGAACGUUCCGAUCCGAGCCGACUUCCUCACUCGAGACUGGCGGAUCCUGCUCCGGCGGAAGUCUGCCGCCGCGGCGGACGUCCCAGGUGCGGCGGUGUCAACGCCCGGAACAUCCGAAGGGUCGCCGACGCCUUCGUGGCCCACGGCCUGCAUCGGUUCGGGUACGAGUACAUCGGCAUCGACGAUUGCUGGGCGGUGUCUCGGAACAAGACCACUGGAGUGAUCGUGGAGGACCCCGCGGCCUUCCCCGACGGCAUGAAGGCCGUCGUAGACUACGUGCACUCGAAGGGCUUGAAGUUUGGCAUCUACACGGACCGUGGCACCUCCACCUGCGAAGGGCGGCCUGGAUCGCAGGGGUUCGAGCAAGUCGACGCCAGAACGUACGCCAGCUGGGGCGUCGACUUGGUGAAGGAGGACUCGUGCAACGCGCCCACGGAUCAUCAGGAGGCGUUCGCGCAGUAUGCCCUCAUGCGGGACGCCCUGAACGCAACCCGCCGCCCCAUCUACUUUGCCUUGUGCGGCUGGAGCGACUGGUAUGCGCCGCCAGGCCGCCACCUGGGCAACUCCUGGCGCUACGGCUACGACGUGAACACCUGGGCCGGCGCCUGGGACAACGCCAUCUCCGCCAGCUCGCGGCUCGCGCCGUUCGCGGGCCCGGGCGGAUGGAACGAUCCAGACGCCCUCAUCUCGGAGUUCUCCCUCUGGGCCGUCAUGGCCGCCCCGCUGCAGAUAGGCUCGAACAUCGUCAAUCUGUCGGACUACGACCUGGAGACGUACACCAACGCCGAGGUCAUCGCGGUGGAUCAGGACAAGCUGGGCAUUCAGGGCAAGGUCGUGUGGGACAACUGCGGGGGCCGUGGCGCCAGCGGCGCGGCGCCCCUGCGGCGCCCCCGUGGCGGCGGUGCCCCAGCGUGCCAGCAGGUGUGGCUGAGGCGGCUCUGGGACGGCUACGCCGUGGCGUUCGUCAAUUACACGCGUUCCAAGGAGGGGAGGCCUGAGAAGGGCGCUGCUGGCCCCGAGGUCCUGGCCUUCAGCGUGCCGGAGGUGCUGGGCUGGCAGGGGGCGAUGGUCCGGGACUUGUGGGCGCACGCCGACCUCGGGCUCCACGCGAACGUCUCG
Molecule: messenger RNA, 1122 nt
Organism: Prorocentrum cordatum
Lineage: Eukaryota; Dinophyceae; Prorocentrales; Prorocentraceae
Source: the annotation of a GenBank genome assembly